UCCCAUCAAACACCCAAGCACUCCUCAAAUGCCGGAAGAGCGAAUUCUUCCCUACACCUACCUGCUACUCCGCCUUCCAUCGGGGGCUCCUCGAGUGGUACGACUUAUACCCGACGUCACUAUCUCGCUCGGGAAAUUCGGCUCUUUCCCUUCAAAUGCCUUACUUUACAGACCUUACAACCUUACCUUUGACAUUCUUGACCCCCCGGCUGCGGGAUUACGGCUUGUUUCGGCAGAGGAGGUGACACGAGACAUACUUGGAGGUGGUGAAGAUGCCGAAGCAGAAGGGACAGGCCAUUACGAUUUAGAGAUCGCAGGUGACUCGGAGGAGGAUGGAGGCGAAGUGAUGCGAACAAAUAAGGAGACCAUUGACGAUCCGCUCAGUCAGAAGUUGAGUUGGGUGGAGAUUGAGCAGCUUAAGAAACAGGGAACCGGUUCUGGAAGGGUAACAUCCACCUCCAUGUGCUUAGUCGAGUGUCCCGCUAACGCUAACUUGAGGAUCUGGUAGGACUUGAUUCAGAGACUGUUAGACUCACAUACAGCCAUCCAUCAGAAGACACCUUUCGCAUUGCAGAAAUAUACCCUCCGCAAGACUAAAAAGUUUCUUCGCCGAUUCACCGCUCUUCCCUUAACUGUUGCCUCAUUAAUAACCUACCUCCUCGAUACCAAGGAGCCCAUGAAAAUUCUCGAAAUGCGCAACGAAACUAUUGCCGUAAUGCUCUCCCUUGGCAAUGUCCAUUACGGUGGUCGCUACUUGGUGAUCGAUGAAUCUGGCGGACUACUAGUAUCGGCCAUAGCUGAAAGGCUCGGCCUACUAGAACACAUGCCCACGGAAUCCGAAGAGUCAAGAGAGGAAGACGCGGCCCGAAAGCGCUACCCAGAUACCCCCCUUCCCACUGCGAACACAAUAACCCUCAUUCACCCAAACGAGCAGCCAAACCUCUCACUACUAAAAUACUUUUCCUACGACACCAACAGCCCCAGUGCAUCCCAUCCGCUACACACGCAUCUCAGAACCUUAAACUGGCUACAACUGGUUGACCCAAACACCGACAGCUCCCUCGAAAAACCCGAAGAAAUUUCAGCCGAAACCCUGGCCACAAUCAAGGGAGGAAAGCGUGCGGCAUAUUGGCGCAAAUACCGUCGCUGGGAAAAAACAUCACGCAUAGUGGCAGAGGCUCAAAAAGGCGGUUUCGACGGCUUACUGAUAGCAGCGUUCAUGGACCUAAAGGGCAUUCUUCGACACACUAUUCCACUCCUCAAGGGCUCCGCACAAAUUGUAGCAUAUAGUCAGAACCGCGAAUCCGUGAUAGAACUCGCGGAUUGCUAUUCCGCAACGAGGAAAGCCGAGUGGAUGAACGAAGGCGAAGGCGAAGGGGUGAUGGAAGACCAAGAUGCAGUUGGAGAUCCAACCAUGGUGCUUGCGCCUACCGUACACGAAACGAGGGUUCGCAAGUGGCAGGUGUUACCCGGUAGAACACACCCUGUGAUGACUGCGCGUGGAGGGGCAGAGGGUGUGAUAUUUGCGGGCACUCGGGUGUUACCGGCUGAGGGGAAGGUGGAAGCCAGAGGGAGGUUCAGGGGGCAGAAGAAGAGAAAAAAUUAUGGUGAUGGCGACAGCGAUGAAGAGGCGGGUGCAGGUGGAGGUGGGAGAAGCGGUAUCAUGCCCACAUCCCCUCUUAAGAGGGUUAAAGCAGAAAUUUGAGUGUAUAAUAGCUGUAUAUGUCCUAGAAGCGCGUUUUGUGUGUGUGUGUGUUAGUGGGUGAAAAUCAAUGGUGUUAUGGCU
Messenger RNA from Tuber aestivum (summer truffle), 1786 nucleotides. The record is from the annotation of a GenBank genome assembly. Lineage: Eukaryota; Fungi; Ascomycota; Pezizomycetes; Pezizales; Tuberaceae.